Messenger RNA from Laccaria bicolor S238N-H82, 564 nucleotides. RefSeq lists its product as uncharacterized. Gene Ontology annotation, cellular component: GET complex. Gene Ontology annotation, biological process: tail-anchored membrane protein insertion into ER membrane. Bases 1 to 564 code for a protein of 187 amino acids. NCBI's taxonomy places the organism in Eukaryota, Fungi, Basidiomycota, Agaricomycetes, Agaricales, Hydnangiaceae. The record is from RefSeq and is a predicted model, not a curated record. The transcript is spliced from 4 exons.
AUGUCACUCCUCAUAACGAUAUUCCUCCUCGUCUUCAUCACGCAGCUCGUCUCGUGGAUAGGACAAACUGUCCUCUUGGAGCUCGCAUACGCACUAUACCUCCGCCUAACUCGCUCAGCCGCAUUCGCCCGGCAACAAGCGUUAAAAUCAGAGAUAUUAGCGACGAAAUCUGAGCUGUUGAAGACGAGUGCGCAGGAUCAGUUCGCAAAGUGGGCGAAGCUUAGGAGGAGCGUUGAUAAAGGCUUGGCGGACCUGGAGAAGUUGAACUCCCAAAUCGCCUCCUCAAAAUCAUCCUUCUCCCUAAAAUUUAACAGCGCGAUAUGGAUCUUGACUACGGGGGUGCAGUUCGUCGUUGGGUGGUGGUAUAGACGGCAGCCUGUGUUUUACCUCCCUGAAGGGUGGUUUGGGCCACUCGCGUGGUGGUUGGCUUUCCCGUUUGCGCCUGCUGGCUCGGUGAGUGUUGGGGUGUGGCAAAUGGCGUGUAAAAGGGUUGUGGUUCUCGGAGAGCGCGUGGUGAAAGAUUUGACAGGUGAGAGCUUGGAUUACGUUCAUGUCUCAUCAUGA